GAUCGGGAAUGGAUGGACUGAAAUUACGGUGCAUUUAUAAACCGAACCGGAAUUUUGCUCUCAUUCUGAUUUGAGAAAGACCUGCAAUCUGCCCCGUCGUCUUCGUACACAACUCCGCUAACGGUCAGCUCUUCAAUUGUAGAAAUCGCCGAGAAUCGCAACUAACAAUGCCCAGCGUAAAACCGACAGGCGCUCUGCUUACGCAGUUGCGCUCCCUAAUGAAAGAAUGCAAAUAUUACAAGAGACCCCUGAACGCCUACAUCAUCCCUUCGGCGGACGCGCACAACAGCGAGUACCCCGCAGACAACGAUAAGAGACGGUCGUACAUAUCCGGAUUUGAGGGAUCUGCAGGAACCGCGAUCGUUACCCUCGAUCACGCACUGAUGUGGACCGACGGCCGCUAUUUCCUGCAGGCAUCGCAAGAGAUGGACUCAAAUUGGACGUUAAUGAAAGAGGGCGUUCCUUCAACACCGAGCCAAGAAUUAUGGCUGACGAAAAACUUACCCCCCAACUCGUGCGUCGGAGUCGACCCGAACGUAAUAUCGCACUCCAACUGGACGACCUGUCAGCAACAGCUGCAAACUGUCGGCUUUGAUCUAGUAGCCGUAGAACCAAAUCUGAUAGACUUAGUGUGGACCGAUAAAAAGGCACCCGUUAAUAAUCCAAUUGUGCCGCUCGAGCUGAAGUUUGCCGGCAAAUCGAUCAGUCAAAAGUUGAAGGAGAUUCGUGCACAAAUGAAGGACUCGAACGCGAGCAUUUUAGUGCUGACUGCCUUGGACGAUGUGGCUUGGUUUUUGAAUUUGAGAGGUAGCGACGUGGAGUAUAAUCCGGUAUUUUUCGCUUUCGUUAUUAUUUUGCCGGAUUCGGUCGUUCUGUUGGUGGAUUCGUCGAAGGUUACACCGGCAGUCCAGGCACACUUCGCCGCCGAAACCGACCUCAAUAUUAAGAUAGAGCCAUAUAUGAAAGUGAAGGAAGUUUUAAAGCAAUCGAUAGCGAAGGUGUCCGAAGGAUUUGUGUGGUUGUCAACCGAUGCCUGCUACGCGUUGACUAGCAUUGUCCCAGAGAAGAGGCUUAAAACUGAGGUUACUCCGGCAACUUUAAUGAAAGCGGUUAAAAACCCGGUGGAAAUACAGGGAAUGAAAAAUGCCCACAUCAAGGAUGCCGUAGCUCUUUGUUGCUACUUCUCCUGGUUAGAGAAGGCGAUACACACUGAGAAGGUAACCGAAAUUUCCGGUGCAAACAAGUUGGAGAAAUUCCGGGAGCAGCAGGCGGAUCACGUCGGUCCCAGCUUUUGCACAAUCAGCUCCGUAGGCCCACACGGCGCCAUUAUACAUUACCAACCGCAUUCGAGCACCGAUUCCCAGAUCACCGCUAACGAAUUGUACUUGUGCGACUCCGGUGCCCAAUAUAAGGACGGCACAACGGACGUGACCAGAACUGUGCAUUUCGGCACACCGUCAGAAUUCGAAAAGGAAUGCUUCACGCGCGUGCUUAAAGGCCAACUGCGACUAGGUAGAGUGGUAUUUCCCUCCAAAAUUAAGGGCAACUGCUUGGACUCGUUCGCCCGCCAGUACCUGUGGGACGUCGGAUUGGACUACGCCCACGGAACGGGCCACGGCAUCGGCUCGUACCUUAAUGUACACGAAGGACCCAUGGGCAUGUCGUGGAGGAACUACCCGAACGACCCCGGUCUAGAAGCCGACAUGUUUCUUUCCAACGAGCCCGGUUAUUACGAGGACGGCAAGUUCGGAAUCCGCAUCGAGGAUAUCGUUCACGUUACUCACGCGAACUCCCCGCACAAUUUUAAUAAUCGCGGAUUUUUAACUUUCGAUACCAUCACCUUGUUCCCGAAACAAUUGAAAUUGAUCAAGGUGGAUAUGCUAACGGCCCAAGAAAUUUCGCAGUUGAACGCGUACCAUCAGGUUUGUCGUGACGUGAUCGGUCCUCUUCUAAGCAAACAGGGUUUGGAUGAUGUCAAGAGUUGGCUGUGGAAGGAAACCGAACCUAUUCGUGUUUAAUUUAAUUUUGCUAGCGCUAAGAUGAAAAAUUGUUGCGAGAAGGUUUAAUUUUGAUACAUGUAUAAUCUUAUUUGAAUUUUAUAAAUAAAAGCAAUGCUAUCGGGAAA
Messenger RNA from Photinus pyralis (common eastern firefly), 2125 nucleotides. Its product is annotated as xaa-Pro aminopeptidase ApepP. The record is from RefSeq and is a predicted model, not a curated record. Gene Ontology annotation, molecular function: metalloaminopeptidase activity. The transcript has 3 exons. NCBI's taxonomy places the organism in Eukaryota, Metazoa, Arthropoda, Insecta, Coleoptera, Lampyridae. Bases 168 to 2018 code for a protein of 616 amino acids.